AUGCUACUGUCACUGGUACGUUUCCUUCGACUACGAGCUUCUUCUUUCUCCUUUCUGAAGGCUUUCCUUUUCGUUCAGUGUUUCAGUCUUCUUCCAAUGUUAAAGGAAGAUCAUUCAGGACGUAAUCGGUGGAGAAUGUCCUCAAAGGAGGAAAUGUCAAACUACGUUCUACAGCCGCACACGCAAAGAUAUACGGAUUGCCCUAGGAUGCAACAGACACCGACAAGAGAAUAUCAACAGAUUGGGCAAGAAAGAUCGGCGCCUCCAGGAAAGGAAAUAAAUAAUGCUCCAUCUGAAUGUCACGUACAUUUACGACGUCAUAGUCGAUUGCAAGAAUUUAUCUUCGAUUAUAUCAUUAAAAGAUGGGAAGAUUAA
Messenger RNA from Necator americanus (New World hookworm), 375 nucleotides. RefSeq lists its product as uncharacterized. The transcript is spliced from 6 exons. NCBI's taxonomy places the organism in Eukaryota, Metazoa, Nematoda, Chromadorea, Rhabditida, Ancylostomatidae. Bases 1 to 375 code for a protein of 124 amino acids. The record is from RefSeq and is a predicted model, not a curated record.